Echinostoma caproni is the source of this 1728-nucleotide messenger RNA. The record is from the annotation of a GenBank genome assembly. Lineage: Eukaryota; Metazoa; Platyhelminthes; Trematoda; Plagiorchiida; Echinostomatidae.
GAAUCCCAAGUCCCAAUCCUUAACUGUCAGCAUCUUCUUCUGGCUACUGAUGAAGUGAUGGCGAAUGUGCCAACCAGUCGACUUGGGUCAGCAUCCUCAACUCAGCAGUUAAUCUGGCGUUGUGUGGAUGCUCAAACAGGACAGAUUGUGCCAUCUUCCACUCAGGUUCGAUCGAUGCCGUCUCACGGUUCGGCUCCCGGAGGUCCAGCUGCAUCACGACCGGUCUGUUUACCCUUGCACUUUUGUUCAAUCCCCGUCGGUCCGGGUCCAAACGACGGAGAAGUGACGUCCGGCGAUUCGACAGCACGUGCACUUCUCACAGUUGCCCAACGCACAUCCAGUCGCUCUGCUCAUGACUUCUCCCAUUCAGUCAGCCAACGAGGACCGCCCACCUCGCCUGUCAUAUCUGCUCGCUAUCCUGAUUCGUCCGUCGCACAUCCCGCACGGCAGUCAUCUCGAAUGUCUCAAAUACCGCUGGGUGGUGCUCCGAUAGAGUUAGGUCUAGGCAUUUCGGUUUGGGGUUUGCAGAACACUCAAUCGGAUGUUCCUCCGUUCGGCGUGUCGCCGAAAACCCCGGAUCCUUGCCUUGUCUCAACUCCACCGACCUCUCAUGUGUCCGUCAUGCAAUCUCCGGUACAGUUUCAUGGUGUGCCACCGCCUCCGCCACAUCAACGACCCUAUCCAUCUACAUGUGCAAUUCCUCCACCCAUUAUUCCGUAUCCACAAAGACCGGCACCUGAAGGUCCUACCGAUGAUGCAUCGAGUGGACAUCAGUCAAGAAUGAAUAAUGGUAGUCUAUUAGAUCCACCCGCGUCCACAAAUACUCCGUUCUCCCAAUUACGUGCAGCUCCGGACCGCAAAAGUAGUGAUCCAACCAGUGCAAUUGUAAAUCGACGCCGAGGUGUAGUUUCUCAAUUCCCGGCAGGCUCACACGAUUAUUCUAUAGUAAAUACGGAACCUCCAACCGUUGGCAGAGGUCCUAACCACGGCCGAGUCAUUUCUCAGGUGAUUGACCGGAGACAAACACAGCCUGUUCCCGGUUUUUUUCCCGAUCAGCUGACGCAAAAGCACAUGUCCCCUGGGCCAUGGAAUGGGGUUGUUCGACGCGGUGAAUACUGGCCCAACUAUCCUUUACAAAAUGACUCGAACAUUUCAACGCGCCCGUUGGAUAAGCCGACCAGUAGCCCGUCAAAUGUGGUCGAUAAAUCACAUCUGAUGUUGCCAUUACUAUCGAACAAGGCAACGAAACCUGGCGAUUUGCGUCCGAUUUCACUGUCCUCCACGGACUCAUUCCUGGCGGCCGAACGCGCUUGUGCCGCUUCCGACCUGGGAGAUGAUCUGACAGUCGGACCGAUCAAAACAUCAUCAUCACAGGACGAAACCCAUCCUAGAGCUGUUCCAGCCGAUCAUCUAGAAGACGACCUAAUGGCCAGUCAUCACAAUCCGAUGUACACAGAUAAUGAAUACGAUUCUAUGACUGAAAGUCAGGGCAACUUGGUGGACGCGGGGGCUAGAACACCGUCUAAUCGGGCCGCCCGAUCUUACUCGAAUCCACCCUCGCGCCCAUUACAACGCCGCUCAGGGAUAGACUAUCCCACUCAUAAUGAUCAUAUGACAUCCGUCAAUACGUGUUCUGGUCUGCCUGGUGUCAGCUCUCCCUCGGUAGGGAAGAACAACAUACGCAACGCGGUGAAUGAAGUUUCAAACAAUGCAACAAGUGCAGGGUGA